Molecule: messenger RNA, 2546 nt
Organism: Mercurialis annua (annual mercury)
Lineage: Eukaryota; Viridiplantae; Streptophyta; Magnoliopsida; Malpighiales; Euphorbiaceae
Exons: 9
Coding region: 190-2025 (611 amino acids)
Biological process (GO): glucan catabolic process
Molecular function (GO): beta-glucosidase activity
Source: RefSeq, a predicted model, not a curated record
CAUUUAAAAAGAAUAAGUCUGAGAAACCAAGGAAAGUAACAGUUUUUGUUUGUUGACAUAAGAAAAUCCAUAACUGUGAGUCAGCAACUUGGCCAUAGCUACCAAUUCUUCUUCACCCAUUUCUCAACAUUUCUAUUUGGAUUCCUUCAGUAAAUUUUGCUGCUAACCCGGUUGAGCACAGGCAAAAAGAUGGACAAUUGCUGCAUUUACAAAGACCCCAAUUCAUCAGUUGAAGAUCGCGUCAAAGACCUUCUUUCAAGAAUGACAGUGAAAGAAAAAAUUGCUCAAAUUACUCAAAUCGAGCGCACCAAUGCUUCUCCUUACUAUCUUCGAGACUUCGGCGUCGGGAGUUUGCUUAGUGCUGGUGGUAGUGCGCCCUUUGAGAAUGCAUUGUCAUCUGAUUGGGCGGAUAUGAUUGAUGGGUAUCAAAAGCUGGCACUGGAAUCGCGUCUAGGGAUUCCAAUUAUGUAUGGAGUUGAUGCUGUUCAUGGUAACAAUAAUGUGUAUGGUGCCACUAUUUUUCCUCACAAUGUAAGCCUUGGAGCUACCAGAGAUGUGGAUUUGAUACGAAGGAUCGGUGUUGCAACUUCUCUUGAAGUCAGGGCAAGUGGAGUUCAUUAUACUUUCGCUCCCUGUGUGGCCGUAAGCAGAGAUCCCAGAUGGGGAAGAUGUUACGAGAGUUAUAGUGAAGAUACUGAUAUAGUCAGGAAGAUGACUGCUAUUGUUACAGGAUUGCAGGGACAGCCCCCUGAAGGACACCGAAAUGGCUAUCCUUUCAUAGCUGGAAGAAACAAUGUUAUUGCAUGUGCUAAGCAUUUUGUUGGUGAUGGAGGCACCGACAAAGGAUUAAAUGAGGGAAAUACCAUAAUAUCAUACGAAGAUCUUGAGAGAAUCCACAUGGCACCCUAUCUGGACUGUAUUUCACAGGGUGUUUGCACAAUUAUGGCAUCCUAUUCUAGUUGGAAUGGGCUUAAUAUGCAUGCUCACCGUUUUCUUCUGACAGAAGUUUUAAAAGAUAAGUUAGGUUUUCAGGGCAUUGUGAUUUCUGACUGGGAAGGAUUAAACAGGCUUAGCCAACCCCAUGGCUCCAACUACCGUAACUGCAUUUCCUCUGCCAUUAAUGCUGGAAUUGAUAUGGUGAUGGUGGGUCUUAAACAUGAAAAAUUUGUGGAAGAUCUAAUGUUUCUCGUGGAAUCAGGGGAGAUACCCAUAGCCAGAAUUGAUGAUGCUGUUGAACGAAUAUUAAGAGUAAAAUUUGUUGCUGGUCUUUUCGAGUAUCCCUUCACUGAUAGAUCUUUACUAGAUAUGGUUGGUUGCAAGCUGCAUAGAGAGUUGGCACGUGAAGCAGUUCGCAAGUCAUUGGUUCUUUUAAAAAAUGGGAAGGAUCCAAAGAAACCUUUUCUUCCAUUAAAUAAAAAUGCUAAAAAGAUUCUUGUUGCUGGAACACAUGCUGAUAAUCUUGGAUAUCAGUGUGGAGGCUGGACAAAAACCUGGGAUGGAACAAGCGGCAGAAUUACCAUUGGGACAACAAUCUUGGAUGCUAUUAGAAACGCCGUGGGAGACAAUACAGAGGUAAGAUAUGAGGAAAAUCCCUCACCAAAGACCUUAGCAAGCCAAGAUUUUUCAUAUGCCAUUGUAGCUGUUGGUGAAAGUCCAUAUGCAGAAUUCAUUGGAGACAAUUCAGAACUUGUCAUCCCCUUCAAUGGAACUGACAUAAUUAGAUCAGUUGCCGACAGAAUCCCCACCUUGGCAAUUCUAAUAUCCGGAAGACCUCUAGUUUUGGGUGCAUCAGUUUUAGAAAAGAUAGAUGCUUUUGUUGCUGCUUGGUUGCCAGGAAGUGAAGGAGCAGGAAUCACAGAUGUUAUAUUUGGAGAUUUCAAUUUUAAAGGCCAACUUCCUGUUACAUGGUUUAAGAAUGUUGAACAGCUGCCAAUGAAUAAUGGAGCUAGUUCAUAUGAUCCUUUAUUUCCAUUCGGUUUCGGGUUGACAUACAACGAGGAGAGAUCUUUAGACCAAAGGAUAUGAAGAUCGAAGCGGGGUCCAUAGACUAUUAUUUCAGUAAGUUCCUCCCCCCAGGAUUACUCAUUUCACUCAUCAAGCUCAACAAGAAUAAAAUUAUUCCACAAGAAUCCACAUCCAUUACUUAUAAAUUAUGUCAACUCAAUUGUGCAUAUAUAUAGAACCUGCAAUGUUUUCGUCCAACUUGUUUCAUAGGGAUAAAUAAUCAACAUGGUAGUUGAAUAAGAAUAGUCAAGCUGGCAAUAUUCAGUUUGGUACCAGAGAUGCGUAGGAUCACAUCUUAUACAAAGAAUUAGAAUCUGCUGAUUUGAAAAAAGAAAAACUCAGAAGGCAAAGAAUUGCAGGAUCAGAUUCUUAACCAGAAUUAUUGGUACGUUCCUUUUAUUAUACCAUCUUUUUCUUGUCCAAAGAUGCCUCAAUUUGUGCUAAGUGUAGUCUAUUUAUUUGACUCGAAUGGGUAUGGACAAUAUUUGUGGUUGAAUUUAGAUAAGUUACUGUUGAGAUGAAUCAAUGCAUCUUCUGCUUUA